Anopheles marshallii is the source of this 411-nucleotide messenger RNA. RefSeq names its product larval cuticle protein 65Ag1-like. Gene Ontology annotation, cellular component: chitin-based extracellular matrix. Lineage: Eukaryota; Metazoa; Arthropoda; Insecta; Diptera; Culicidae. The transcript has 2 exons. The record is from RefSeq and is a predicted model, not a curated record. Bases 1 to 411 code for a protein of 136 amino acids. Gene Ontology annotation, molecular function: structural constituent of chitin-based larval cuticle.
AUGAAGCAGUUCGUGGUGUUCGCUAGUGUGUGCUGUGUCCUGCUGGCAGGACGUGUUGUGUUGUCGGCACCGGCCCCCCAGCAGGCCGGAGCAGGCGCCGGUGGGUCCAACAAUGUGGAAACGUUGAAAUAUUACAGCGAAAACAAUGGACCGGAUGGUUACAGGUUCAAUUACGAGCUGAGCGAUGGACAGAUCCGUUCGGAAGUCGGUACCUACCGGGACGUGAAGGAUGCGGAGGGCAAGGACGUGAAGGCGUUGUUCGUGCAGGGUUCGUACUCGUUCGUUGGCCCCGAUGGGCAGACGUACUGGGUGAACUAUACCGCCGAUGAGAACGGUUACCAUCCGAAGGUCGGCACCGGUCCAACGGGUGGAAUUCAACCGGGACAGGAAACGCCCGUAACCAGCGCUUAG